Molecule: messenger RNA, 2682 nt
Organism: Striga asiatica
Lineage: Eukaryota; Viridiplantae; Streptophyta; Magnoliopsida; Lamiales; Orobanchaceae
Source: the annotation of a GenBank genome assembly
CGUCGGUCACACGUGUGGGGCAUUGAUGCGGCACGUGCCGUUCUGCCGCCCUCUCAUUGGCUUCUACUCAUUGCCUCUCGAUUCUCUCUCUCUCUACAGUCUACACACACUCUCAAAUCCAACAUUCCGUACUUCCCAAAUUCUAGAGCGAGAAAGCUGGACUUUUCACAUUAGUAGAUUACAGCUGUAAAGGCCAUUAUCAAACAUUCAAUCUCGUUCCCUCUACAUCAGAUUGCGAAUACCAAAUCUGCUACCAUUACUGCCAGCUCCAGGUGAGCUGUCAAUUUCCUACAGUGGUCUCUGGGCACUGUCACCUUAGUAACUGGAUGUGCUGUGGGAUGAUUCUGCUCUUCAAACCUGACGAUCUUUACUAAGAUUAUUAUGUGUAAACUGCACCAGGAUGGGCAGUUUUCACGUGACCUUCCAGCAGUUGCUUCUAUGCAUCUUGUUGUUUUACAUUCUGGUUAAGGAAACUGAAUCUCUCAGUCCAGAUGGUCAAGCUCUUGCCAACUUUAAGACAGCCAUAACUAGUUCAGAUGGUAUUUUGGAGCAAUGGAGACUAGAGGAUGAGGACCCAUGUAGUUGGAGAGGAAUAACAUGCGACUUGAAGUCAAGGAGAGUUACGACAUUGAGCCUCCCUAAUCACAGGUUAAGUGGACCGCUAUCGCCAGAUAUUGGGAAACUAGAAAGCCUGGAGUUCCUUGCUCUUCAUGACAACUAUUUAUAUGGGCCAAUCCCUCCAGAGCUGGGGAACUGCACACAGUUGCAGUCAAUAUUUUUACAGGGUAACUACUUAAGUGGGUCGAUUCCAAGUGAAAUCGGGAACAUAUCUCCGCUCGAGAGUUUGGAUUUGUCAAGCAACUCUCUGAGUGGAAACAUUCCUCCAUCCCUUGGGAAGUUGAGCAAGCUUGUGAAAUUCAAUGUUUCAACAAACUUUUUGGUGGGACCUAUAUCUACAGAUGGCGUUCUAGCAAACUUCCAGAAGGAUUCCUUUGUUGGAAACCGGGGCUUAUGCGGCAAGCAAUUACAAAUAUGCAAUGAUAAUGGUAGUGGUUCUUCCCAGCCCACAGAUUCAGCACAUUCCCAAUCCAAGAAGAAAUAUUCAGGAAAGCUUCUUAUUAGUGCACUGGCCACUGUGGGUGCGUUGCUUCUUGUAGCCCUAAUGUGUUUCUGGGGCUGUUUCCUGUAUAAAAGGCUUGGUAAAAAAAAUGACGGCAAAGGCCUUGCAGUGGAUGUCAGUGGAGGCGCCUCAAUUGUAAUGUUUCAUGGUGACCUUCCAUACUCUUCAAAGGACAUCAUAAAAAAAUUGGAGGGUUUAAAUGAAGAGCAUGUUAUUGGUGCCGGUGGCUUUGGAACUGUUUACAAGCUUGUGAUGGAUGAUGGCAAUUUAUUUGCCUUAAAAAGGAUUGUGAAGCUCAAUGAGGGCUUUGAUCGCUUUUUCGAGAGAGAACUUGAAAUUCUUGGAAGCAUCAAACACAAAUACCUGGUGAAUCUUCGUGGAUACUGCAAUUCCCCGACAUCAAAGUUGUUGAUAUAUGAUUUCUUAUCGGGAGGAAGCCUUGAUGAGGCUCUUCAUGAGAGAGGUGAGCACCUAGACUGGGAGACUCGUUUAAAUAUUAUCAUGGGAGCUGCAAAGGGCCUUGCUUACUUGCAUCAUGAUUGUUCCCCUCGAAUUAUCCACCGAGACAUCAAGUCAAGCAACAUUUUACUUGACGGAAAUUUUGAUGCUCGGGUGUCUGAUUUUGGACUGGCUAAAUUAUUGGAGGACGAGGAAUCCCAUAUAACGACCAUUGUUGCUGGGACUUUUGGAUAUCUGGCUCCUGAGUAUAUGCAGAGUGGUAGAGCUACCGAAAAGACGGAUAUCUAUAGUUUUGGUGUUCUGGUGCUCGAAAUUGUGAGCGGAAAGCGGCCAACUGAUGCAUCCUUCAUUGAGAAGGGUCUUAACAUUGUUGGAUGGUUAAAUUAUUUAGUUACCGAAAAUAGGCAAAGAGAAAUAGUCGAUCCACAUUGUGAAAGAGUGCAGACCGAAAGCCUCGAUGCCCUGCUUUCAAUUGCUAUCCAAUGUGUUUCUUCGAGCCCAGAGGAUCGACCAACAAUGCACCGGGUCAUUCAAAUUCUAGAAUCUGAAGUCAUGACCCCUUGCCCAAGUGAUUUUUACGACUCAAGCUCAGACUGAGGUCUCGUUUUUCGUUUCUCGAAAAAAACCAAGUGAGGGUCGUAACAUGCGAUUGGAGCACAGAAGGUACUCGGAGUUUGUUCUAAUUAUAAUCGCCGUGUAAAUUUAUUCAUUAUUUGUUUCGCAAAAAUCGACAUCUACUCGAGUUUGGUGCUAGUUGGUUUUGCUUGUGAUUCGGUUCAUUCAGCUGCCUCAAUGUUGUUUCAUCAUCGUCCCCAUGUAAAUGAUUUUUUUUUUUUUUUCGAUUUCGAUUUCGGCCAGCAGUACUGGUCAGUUUUUGGUUCAGACUUCGAUUUUCUUCAUGUAAUUUAUCUAGAGGAUUUGAAUGUCAAGAUGGUUUUAGAUAUAUAUGUACUGUUUUUAUAUACUGGGAGUGUAGGAUCCUUGUAAUUUGGUUGCAUUGUGUGCAUUAAUUUUGUUACUAUUAUGGUUUUGAAAUGAUUGAUUGUUACAGGAUAUUACGUGAAAGCACAAGUCCUUGUGAUAUACUAUGUCAUUGUUGUGAA